GCGAUCACCCGGACCGGAAAAUGGAGUUACGCACCACAAUCAUAAUUCGGCACCUAAACGAGCGUUACUUGCACCCCCAGCCCUACACUAUCCUCCAACACCAGGACCAGAACGGUCUUCCUCCUCGGGUGUAGAUACUCUAGAUGGACACGACGAAGAAUGCGCCCUCGAUGCCAAACCCCGAACCCCGAGCGGCAGUGAAACUUCGAAACGGCUCAAACAAGCUGCGACCGCUUUAAAAAAAUCGCCAGCCUCAGUGCGACCGCCUCGUCUAACAACCAAAGACAGGAAACUUCUCAAAAUGAUCAUGGCGAUUAUGUUAUCGUUUUGGGUGUGCUACCUACCAAUAACAUUGACGAAAAUAUUUCGAGAAUUCACAUCGCAUCCUGCCGCGAACAUCGCCGGCUACAUCCUAAUAUACCUAACAACGUGCAUCAAUCCUAUAAUAUACGUAGUGAUGUCCAGUGAGUACCGUCAGGCGUACAAGAACCUGCUUAUGUGUCGUCGCUGGGCGUGACGCUCACCCGGCGAUGGCGCAUCUGAAAAGCGUCCGCCGUGACUAGUCCUCACUCACUGGACUGCUUGAACAGCAUCCACGAACAAUGAACGCUACCGGCGCAAGUGUGUGUUGAAUUAAAAAAAAACUAUUUUCUAAAUAUUAAAGUAAUUUAUAUUAUGUGUAUGCGCGAACCUCGUUAUUAUAUAUGAAAUAGAUCGAUAAGGGACGUUCUGUGUAAAUAGAAUUGUGCGUAGCUACUUAUUAUGUGUAAUCGUGAACCGUCCGUGAUUAUCGCAAAUGAAAGGGUGAAAGCAAACACGAGAAUUCAAAUAAUAUCCUCGGGCUGUGUGACCAUUUGAUUUUAUAAAACAUCUAUGAGGGAUAGACUAAUGAACACUAUUCAUUACAAACUGAAAUCUAAGACAAAUCAUAAGACGUAAAAAAAAAAAUAUUGUAACAAGUUUGAAGCAAAACUUAACCGCACAUUUCAUAUUUAUCUAACUCGAGCGUACGUACCCAUGGCGGCGCAUUGAAUCAUCAGGGAAAACGUAACUAAAACAAACAGUAAUCCAGUAUCCUGACGAUUCAUAUAUUCAUUUGUAAUAGAAUACUUGUGAGUUAAUGACGUGCGAUUGACGUGUUGCAAUUUCGUGAAAAAUGGUUUUAUUAAACAAUAACGUUACGAAUGGUGGAAAUUUGAGUGAUCUGGUGAUGGGGUUGGAAGAUUAUGCGUCUGACGAGGAGUUAGCUAACGUGGAACUGUUCAAGAACUAUCCCGAAGCGUUACUGUGGUUCGCUUUUGUCAGCUGCGUGCUAUUCAUGAUUCUUGGUAUCCCUGGAAACCUUUUAACCAUCGUGGCGCUAAUGAGGUAUAAGAAGGUUCACAAUGCGACUGCAGUUUUCAUCAUCAACUUGUCACUCUCGGACCUAUUGUUCAGCUGCUUUAUCCUGCCCUUAGCUACGUCAACGUUCAUGUGGAGAUCUUGGAUCCAUGGAAAGACUCUAUGUCGGAUGGUGCCAAUGGCGAAAUACACACUAGUGGCUGUUUCCCUGUUUACUGUUCUAUCUAUCACAAUAAAUAGGUACAUCUUGGUUUCACAUCCGAAACUUUAUGCAAAGUUAUACAAGAAGACUUACAUUUGUCUGAUAAUAAUAGUCAUUUGGUUGCUGCCGAUACUAUUACUAAUGCCAACAUACUUUGAAGUUUGGGGAAGAUUUAGCUUAGACCAAAUCACAGGCUCCUGCACAAUAGUUUUCGAUGAUAACUGUAAUUCACCGAAAAAGUUUCUAUUUGUGACCGCAUUUGCACUACCAAGUGUAGCAAUCAUCGUGUGCUACGCAAGAAUAUGGUGGAUUGUAAGGAAAACUGCCAACAAAUCUCGUAAUGUAAUUUAUAGGAGGCCAAUUUCUGACGUAGAAAUCAGUACGAUAAAAACAAAUCAAAACACUAAGUCGACCCUUAAACUGAAUCGAAGUCUGUCUACUCAGAUAACGUCAAGUAACAAUCUUCUGCCUUUUAACUGCUUCCUCAACCCUGGCGGCGAGCUAUCCUCAUCAAUGGAAAAUUCUUCGCCAGCAGAACUGGAGAACACUCCAAAACCUAAGGUUCGGUCUUUAGGUACUGAGUCUAUAAGCAACUUCCGAAAGAGUUUCAUGUGCACCUUCCGACGCUCAGCGCCAAAAGUCCACCUGCCCACAAAAAAGGACAAGAAACUUCUCACUAUGAUUGUAGCCAUCAUGGUGUCGUUCUUCGUAUGUCACCUGCCCAUAACGUUGACGAAAACAAUCUUUGAAAACUUCACCUCCCACCCAGUACCUAACAUUGUUGGUUAUGUAUUGAUUUACAUGACUACUUGCGUCAACCCUAUUAUUUACGUAGUGAUGUCCAUCGAAUAUAGACAGGCGUAUAGAAACCUGCUGAAUUGUAGGUGAAUCUUUAUAAGAAGUAUGUAGAAAAUUCCUAAACUUUACUUACGCAUUCGUCCAGCUCAACUAAAGCGUUACUUCGCUUGAGCAGAACGAUAACAGAUUUCUUGAGAAUUGGGCGUUGUAAAAAUAUGGAUGUCCCAUUAUUUGAAUAUAAUAUUUUUAAUGAAUAUCCAUAGUGGAGAAAUUAAAACUACCGAUGAUUUCUUAACGUACGGGGAUGCGUCAAAGCAAAUAGACCCAUUGUCGUAGAAUGCUAUCAAGAUAAAUGACGUAGCUUUUUUAUACACAACUAAGUACUGAUGGAAAUUAAUUAUUAUUAUAGUAUAGAGUAUAGCAUGAUAAAAAGUAUGUGAGUUGCAAACUACCAGUUGGUUCGAACGAUGAGGAAAAUUUACAAGCAUCGUUAAUUGCUGUUAAAUUAUUAAUUUACUUACAAAUAAUGGUUUAAAUCACUAUGUGAAAUGAACGUGCUGAUUUAGUUUCUUAUUGAAACGUUCAUUGGAAAAAGUUUUCAAUAAAAAAACCUAGGAACAGGUUCACAAUGUUUUCUCUAUAGAUUUAAUUUGAACUAACUGAUAAAGCGAAGACAAAAACAAUUUAAGCAAUUUUUUAAUAAACGCUAUGCAAUAGCUUCUGUGCUCUAUAUUUCUAAGGACAUUUUGAAUUAUUAAAUUGAUUAUGGAAUCAAUGUUUUAGAAUUGGUAAUAAUGAAAAACUUAAAGCCUUAAUCUAAAUUGUAUUGUUCACAUAAUGUAAAUAAUGAAAACCAACCUAAAGUAUAAAUUUAAUUAGCAUAGAUUUUCUUGUAUUAGUGGACGUCGUUAAAAUAUUGUACAUUGUUUAUGUACGAUAUCAACGUGUGAUAUUAUUGUUUCUGUGGUGUCAAACACAUCAGAGUUUUGAUUGAACAAAAGUAACGAAACAGAAAAAAUAAAUAAAGGUGCUGCUAUGAAAAUUGAUUGAAAGGACUAGAAGUAUUUCAAUAACUCCUGUAAUUGUUAUAACUUAGUUGUAUGUAGUAAAUAUAAUUGGAUAUCACUUUAUUGUUAGCAAGUGUACAACGUGCAUUCAAACAUUUGCGAUUUGUUCAGACAAUUUUUUUCUGUAGCGAUUGUCACCAAAAUGGCUUACAUUAAAAAAAUCCUUUUCUUUGUUGACAUAUAAAUAGUAUUUUAUAAUCAACAUAUUUCACUACUUCAAUAUAUGUACAUUAUCUAACAUACUGUAAAUGCCAAUUUCCCAUUAAUUUCAAUUAUUAAAAAAUUAUGUCGCAAAAAAAUUCAAAUGACAAACAUUGAUAACUAUUGUAAUGAAAAUCAUUCCAAAAUUUUUCAUUAUUGUGUAUCCUUAAUACGUGUAAUAAAUAAUAUAUUUACUAUUGUAAAUACGUUGGUAACAUAGAAAUAUUAAUUGUAUAAUUUUUCCUUAUUAAGAUUAUAUAAGUCAGUGAUAGCUUUAAAAUCCGACUCAAUUGAACUCGAAAAUUGUUAAAAUGAAAUGCAAAUCAACCGCAUUAUACUAUCGUAGAACCAUAAAUAACUUAAUAAAACAUUCACUAGUAUUAGAAAAAGCAUUUAAAAAUGAAAUAUCUAUUUCCAAAGAUUUACGUAGGUAAGUAUUUAAUCAUAACAAUUAUUUAAAUGGUCUCUUAUAAUAUGUAAAUCAAAUAAAUAAGGAUUGAUACAUUUUUUACAAAUUUAGACGAAACGACUAUUUCCAUUUAAUCAUAGGUUAAAAUGUAGGUUUAUAUGAUAUUAUUCGUGAUAAAAUAAUACUUAUGUGAAAGAGAAUAAUUUCCAAAGAAGUUUAAGUCUAAGAAAUUUUAAAGGACUGUGUAAUAAUAACUAAACCAAAUAAAGAUUAUAUGAAACGAUACAUAAAAUUGUAAUUUUAGAAUAAUUUGAUCCAAAACUUGGACUCCAAAUAUAUCUGUACAAAUUAUGUAUCAUCCUUCAUCGUAACUUAUUUAUAACAUAUUUAUUAUACUCAUUUUAAAGUAUAAUGUAUUGAUGUAAUAUCAUAAUAUGAGACACGGGUUUCCCUCUUAUUAACCCAAAUAUUCAUUAUAAAUGUCAAUCUCCAGGUAUUAAUAGCAGUUGAAUUAUUGAAAAUUAGACCUAAAAAUUUUAUUCGUUGUGAUUUCGAGUUUAUGUCUGAAAUUUUAAAGUUCUCUAUGUUUCCAAUACUUAAAAUUUCAGAGACUUCAUUUUCAUGAUUAUUAUUUUAUUUUUUUGUCUGUGUAAACAGACGAGCAUACGGCUCAACUGAUGAUGAGUGGUUACCGUGGCUCAUGGACGUCAGCAACGUUAAGAUAUUAUACUGUUAUUAAAUUAUAACCGGAGUGCGUAAACACUAAGUAAUUCAAAUUCUUAUAUUUUUGUUUAUUUGUUGCGUAUAAGUUUGUUUGAUUGUUGGGUCCAAAAACACCAAAACUAAUGUAGAUUUUCAUGACACCUAUGAAUUAGACUUGAAAAUUCAUUCCAAAAUUAUCGAAUAACUCUUGCACUACCAAAGCAACAUUAGGUGACAACAUUCGGUAGGCAGCGGCUUGGCUCUGCCCCUGGCAUUGCUGAAGUCCAUGGGCGACGGUAACCACUCACCAUCAGGUGGGCCGUAUGCUCGUCUGCCUACAAGGGCAAUAAAAAAAAAAAAAAAAAGGUGAGACACACAAUAUCUAAUAUAACACCAAUAGCUUCAUUUAAUAUUAUCGUAUCCAAACUCAAAAUACUCAGUGAAUAUAAUUGAAACUACAUAGUUUUACGGUUUAAUCACGCGUUAAAUACUUUAUUUGGAAAAUUGGUAAUGAUUUGUAAUGAUAAUAAUUAACAUGAUCAUCAGGCCCCAGUUUAGGAUUCCUUGUGUUAUGAUACCGGAGACUUACAAUACGGACAUAUACAUAAUACAUAUAUACAUUUAAAUAUAUGCAUAUACAGAUAAUGUAAAGGCGAAAUUAAACCGUAAAAUCAAUUUUAAUAACGUUCAAGACUGUGAAAACCGUGAAAAACUACUCAAUAGAUGUUAUAAUAAACGAAGGAACUAAAUUGAAAUUUACUAAAUUUGGACCAAGUUUUAAGAUUUUUAAUUAUCUGUAACUUGAAAACUGUAAAAACUUUGUUUUAUCCUCGGAUAUUUGUCAAAUGCAAGCUUGUGUAAAUGUAACAGAAUUUCGAAAUGCAUUUUUUUAUGUAUGUAAAUAGAACAGCUGUAAUUCUAAAAGUAGUGAAUACGGAUUUUUAUAUUGUUUUUACCGCAGUAGGUACCAAAGAAUGAAUCAACAGAUCAACCUAAACCUGUUUGUAUUAACUAUUGUACUUACCAAAGAUGUAACUGUAAGAAAUAAAAUAAUAAAAAACAA
Bombyx mori (domestic silkworm) is the source of this 5783-nucleotide messenger RNA. Its product is annotated as G-protein coupled receptor moody. Gene Ontology annotation, cellular component: membrane. Lineage: Eukaryota; Metazoa; Arthropoda; Insecta; Lepidoptera; Bombycidae. Gene Ontology annotation, molecular function: G protein-coupled receptor activity. The transcript has 3 exons. Bases 1157 to 2431 code for a protein of 424 amino acids. Gene Ontology annotation, biological process: G protein-coupled receptor signaling pathway. The record is from RefSeq and is a predicted model, not a curated record.